Messenger RNA from Syzygium oleosum, 4544 nucleotides. RefSeq lists its product as uncharacterized. Bases 1293 to 4178 code for a protein of 961 amino acids. The transcript has 5 exons. Lineage: Eukaryota; Viridiplantae; Streptophyta; Magnoliopsida; Myrtales; Myrtaceae. The record is from RefSeq and is a predicted model, not a curated record.
CCCCUCCCUCAGUCUCUCUCUGUCUCUCCCUCAAACAUCAUCCUCGUCACAACAGAGCAGAGCAUUCAACUUGUCUGACCCCAGAGAUCUCUCCCGAUAUCUGCACCGCUUCCUCCUUUUACUUUCCCGUUCUCCCUCGCCAGGGAGAUGCGCGUGCCCUGCCCGGAAAUCAGCUGAUCUCCGGCCGUCGCAGCGCGAAAACCCGGUGAGUACUCUACCCUCUUUGUUUGCUUCCGGGACUCGUCGUCAUCGUCAUCGCGAUGGAAGUGCGGAAUAAUUCUGGGUCCUCCACCCUUUUUUUGUUUUUGUUUUUGUUUUUGUUUUGGUGAUCAUCCGGUACUUUGUGGGUUUGAUCAAGUCCCCGCUUGUGGUUCUUGACUCGAUCCGCUUGGAGAUGGGCAUCUCAUUGCUUCAUUUCGAGCUCGUUGCGAUUCUGGGUCCUCCUCUUUUCGUGGUUUCGGUGAACAUCUUUUGUCGUUGUCGGUUUCUGCUUUGCCUUGCCUUGAUUUGAUUGGAGAGGGAUGCUACAUUGCCUUUUCCUCCCACUUUGUGCUUAUUGUGCUUCUUGUUACCAUAUUUCGCUGACCUUUCUUGCUGGGCAAUUUGUGGAAGUGGAAAAAAAGUAGAAUUUCCAAUUGCCGUUUUUCAUCCUGUAAUUGUUUGUCUAUCGGAAGUUCAGAUCUUGUGCAUUCAUGUUUCGUUUGUCUCGUGCAAGUUCGGAACUUGAGUCCUGCAGCUAGAAGUUUAGUGGCUUACAGGCAAAACAAGAAGAUAAUAUUAUCCUUCUUGUGUGGAAUGUUGGAGUUGUCACUUAUCAGGUGAAUAUUCACAGGAGUAGAUGAAAGUUAAAUCUCGGAAUGCUGGUGUCAGAGUUUUGGUUUGACCAUUAGUCUAUUACAUUUACAUCAACAUUCUCGCUGCUAUAUUUUGUGAUCUAUGCUGAUUACCGAGGCUUUACUUUGAUGUUUGAGUGUUGUUCUCCUUUCACUGAUUAAUUUACCGGAAGGGCUUUUAGGCUUUUUAAAUAAAACAGCGUAGCAUAUUGAACUCAAGAGUACCGUCUUGGAUAAUGGCUUGUUCAUUCCAUAAGUUGGUGUUUUGUUGCCGCAUGAUCGAAAUCUCUAGAGAUUCUGAUAGUUAUCGCACAUCACCAUAUCAUGCUGACUAAUUACUUUGAAACUGCAUUUUGAGUGAAGGAAAGAGUGGCAUUCGUUUCGAUCAUACCAUGGAUCAAUCUUGGUAGUCCAUAGAAGUUUCACUUCAAGAUUCUUUUGCAGUCUUGAUCCGCGAAAAUGGGUAUUGAUAAAGAUGGUUCAAAAGGUGGAGGAUAUGUAGGAGGUUUCUUCCAGCUCUUUGACUGGAAAGCAAAAUCUCGUAAGAAAUUAUUCUCGAGCAGGUCCGAGCUGCCAGAGCACAACACCAAGCAGGGAAAGAGAAGGGAAGGAAAUUUGCCUACGACACGUGUCUUCCUGGUAGAUGAGGAUGAAAUUGGGAUGGGGUCUAGUGCCAAAGGGUAUAGUGACUAUAGUUGUGCUUCAUCAGUUACUGAUGACGAAGGAUACGGAGGCAAGGCUCCUAAUGUAGUAGCCAGGCUUAUGGGAUUAGACUCGAUGCCAACUAAUUCUUCAGAACCAUACUCCUCCCCGUUUUUUGACACUCAAUCUCUCCGCGAUUCCCAACGUUACGGGAGAAAUCUCGACUAUCCUCCUAACUACCAGAUGAUGUAUUCUGAAAAUCUAGCAAACAAAAUAGAGGGUCCUGUCCGGAGUAAUGUGGAGUGGAAGCCGCCUCAGACUCAGAGGAUUGUAAAUAGGCCGAUCGAGAAGUUCCAGACAGAAGUUUUGCCGCCAAAGUCAGCUAAAUCUAUACCAAUUACCCAACACAGGCUUUUGUCUCCUAUCAAGAGCCCUGGAUUCGUUCCAAGCAGGGAUGCUGCUCACAUAAUGGAAGCCGCCGCCAAAAUUCUCGAGCCUGGGCCUCAAUCAAUGAAAGGCAAGACGCCCAUUUUUGGUUCCUCUGAACCCAGGGCUCAAUUAACCAUGAAGAGUAAAAUGCCAAUGCUUGAUUCCUCUUCCGGUUAUAUGAAAAUUAGGCAUGCCAAAGAGAAUGAAGAGAUUGCGAAAAAAAUAUCUCUGAUAGACCGGUCUUCAGUACCACUUAAAGUCCGAGAUAUGAAAGAGAAAGUCGAUGUUUCUCAGAGAACAUUCACACAUGUUGAAGUUCCUCAAAGGCCAGUUGAGUCAAAUGCUGCCAGGUUUCUUAAAGGACAUUCUCUCAACAAAAGCUGGAAUGGAGUAGACACAUCUUCUUACCGAGGUCCUCCUGACAAAGAAGAUGCUUCUUCCAGUUCUAAGAGUAAAGGAAAGUCUGUUUCACUUGCAAUCCAAGCAAAAGUCAACGUUCAACGCAGAGAAGGGUUAUCUUCAGUUGACAGAAGUCUGGUCCGCCAGCAGGAGCUCAGCGAUAAUAAGUUAACCCAGCCCUUCAGAAGCCAACCACGUACACAGAAGAAUUCCCAGAAGAAAUCUCCUCUGCAUAGCGCUUCUGGAAUUCUAAGGCAGAAUAAUCAGAAACAGAAUUGCUUAUCAGAAAAAGAAAGGCUUCCCUCAAAGUCCUUCGUGCAGAAUUCGCAAGGUAAAAGAGCAUCAUCAGGGGAUUCUUCUGGACGGCAAAAGACAGCUUGUAAAUUGGUUGGAAGCUCCAAAGCCGGAUCAAGGAAGUUGGAUGUGAUCAGCAGUGAAAAGGACAAUUCGCAGUCUAAUACAAAGUACUUCCCAAGGAAAAAAAGGUCAAUAGAUGGGGAAGUUCAUUUCGAGAAAACUCGUGCAGUACAUGAUGUGUCCAUAGACAAAAACAGGAAGGCGGUGCAAUCACAUCCAACUUUACAAUUGCCCUCCAACUGGGCUGAAGAAAGUAGGAAGAAUGGCAUGGAUGUCAUUUCUUUUACUUUCACGGCACCUUUGGCACGAUCUAUGGGUGGCUCUGAGCCCUCAGGCCAGUCUAAACAGAAAAACUCAGAUUAUCUGGGUGGGAGGAUCUUCUCCCAGUCAGACGGCAUGAAAUCAGCUUCUCAGGGUUACAACAUGGUAGGCAGUGAUGCUCUGAGCAAACUUCUGGAGCAGAAGUUACGUGAGCUAUCUUUCGAGGUUGGGUCAUCUUCACACGAUUCUACCAUUGUAGAUUCACCUUCUAGUUCGGCAUCGACAUUUCAAGAUUCAGCACCCACACACAAUGCAGUUUGCUCAAUACUGAGGUCAUGUGACAAGAGUGACCAAGCUGUGCUCUUUAGCAGUAGAUUAGGCAGCGAGUACCGGAAUGAUCCUUUUGCCGCUAAUCAACUUCCGUGCAGAUUUAACCAUGAUUUUCAGGGAGUUGUUGAGAAAGAGGACCUUGCUACAAAAGCCAAACAAUUGCUUGACUACAGGCAUCCUAGUCCCGUCUCUGUUCUUGAACCAUCUUUCUCUGCUGAAAGUUGCUUCUCUUCUGACAGCAUGGAUAGUACUAAUACGGAAGGGACCAAGCAGCCAUCUUCUCAAGCUGCAGAAAUUCUAGGGUUGAGCUUUUCCAGAAAAUCAUAUUCAACAGAAGUUGAUAUAGACUUAUCAGAUUCGGCUUCUUCUCUGUCAACAGGAAGAACAGUUGCGAGGGGGCAUGCGACUGCUGAAAUCUCUACCAUUUUUUCAGCUUCGAAUGAUUGGGAACUAGAAUAUGUGAAGGAGAUUCUGUGUAAUGUAGAGUUAAUGUUUAAAGACUUCGCUUUGGGUCGAGCGCGUGAGAUCAUAAACCCACAUCUCUUUGAACAGUUAGAAACUCGGAAGGGCUUUAUGGAAAGUGAUGAUCUCACUGAUUCUAAGCUAACAAGAAAGGUACUGUUUGAUUGCGUCAGUGAAUGUAUGGAUUCAAGAUGUAGGCGUUGUGUAGGCGGUGGAUGCAGAAAAUGGUCUAAAGGCUUGGCGAUGGUGAGAAAUGAGCGGCUAGCUGAAGAUGUGUGUAAAGAGGUUCUAGGUUGGAGAGGCUCGGGGGACUCUAUGGUGGAUGAUCUUGUGGACAAGGAUAUGAGCGGUCCGGAUGGGAAAUGGCGGGACUUUGAAGCUGAGGUUUUUGGAAUUGGGCUAGAGAUCGAGGGUGAUAUACUCCGCUCCUUGAUAGACGAAGCAAUUGCUGAUGUUCUGCAAUGAGGCGCGGAGGUUUUAUGAUCUUUGAGUUCAUUCUCCACCUGUUAAUACUGGUAAAUUGGCUUGUCUUUUUGACAACUUCUGAGGAACCCUGUUCAUGGCACGGCUAUAGUUCGCCCUCGAAGAGACAGAAGCAGCCACUAGGAAAGAACCUCCACAUUCUACCGCGACCAUUCAGCUCGGAAUUGUAUCCCACUUAAUAUUGGUUCGCAUGAAAGGAACCCUCUGAUUGCAAAAGCGGGAGGUUAUCUGGUUUGAUGCUUCAGUUUUAUGAUACACGAGCCAUUUUUGUACCUUCACCAUGAUGUUCUGUUGUUAGAACUGUUUUUGUGGCAGACGAUUCUUUGGAAAUUAUUGCCCGUUUGAGCA